AUGUCGCAGCUACAGUUCAUCGAAAUACCCCAUCCCGCGGACCUCCAGUCGCAACGUCGCGCUGUUUAUUCCCAUGCAGCCCGCGUGACCCACUCCCGGCGUCGAGCUCGCAGCGGGGAGAAGAAGAAAAAGGAAGAUGGGGGAUCAACUGUUUCAUCAGUCGGGCCCAUCAGCCUGUUAUCCGCAGCCCGGCGAGAUCCUUUUGCCAGCUUUGUGGCUCCUUUCCAACCAGUGGAAGACUUCCUGCUCGAUCAUUACGUGCGGGCGGUGGUUCCUCGUCUGCGCUGCAUGGAAAACCCCAUCGACUAUAGCGAGCGAAUGACCACCGCGUGGGUUCCGCUGGCCCUGGGGAAUGCCAGCCUUCUCAAUGGCUUGUUUCUCGCCGCGUGUCGCGAUAUAUCCGAAAGCUACGGUCUGGCAGAGCAGCAGCAGCGGUUCCUUAAUCUAGCCAUGCAGUAUAAGCUGGGUUGCGUGCGGGCUCUGCAAGAGAAAAUCUCCCGCCAGAUGCCGCCGUUCAGCGACUCCACCGUGGCCACGGUGGUCAUGCUCGCCUUUGAUGAGUUGUUUCUUCAUGACGCGAGGAUGUCCCGACAGCACAUUGGAGGCGCGGUCAAAAUGGUCUCGCUCAAUGGUGGGCCUCAAAAUCUGGGCUUGAAUGGGUUCCUUGAGCAUCUUCUCUCGAAUCUACUACAGAAGAUGGUGGGAAAAGCCCGCAAUCCUCGAACCUGGGAUCACUUGGUAAACGCUUUCUGGGUCAAUGAGAGCUUGGUCAACCUAGAUAUUGAUUGA
Penicillium lagena is the source of this 789-nucleotide messenger RNA. RefSeq lists its product as uncharacterized. The record is from RefSeq and is a predicted model, not a curated record. Lineage: Eukaryota; Fungi; Ascomycota; Eurotiomycetes; Eurotiales; Aspergillaceae. Bases 1 to 789 code for a protein of 262 amino acids. The transcript is spliced from 3 exons.